Messenger RNA from Labrus bergylta (ballan wrasse), 1476 nucleotides. RefSeq names its product ER membrane protein complex subunit 2 (gene emc2). The record is from RefSeq and is a predicted model, not a curated record. Gene Ontology annotation, molecular function: protein binding. Gene Ontology annotation, cellular component: EMC complex. NCBI's taxonomy places the organism in Eukaryota, Metazoa, Chordata, Actinopteri, Labriformes, Labridae. Gene Ontology annotation, biological process: protein folding in endoplasmic reticulum.
CUCAGACACGCCCACAGAUGGCAUGUCGAUGACGUAGGCACGCGUAUGUUGUCAGAAGAGAAAAGAUGGCGUCGGUGUCAGACAUGUACGAUGUUGGAUGGGAAGAAAUGAGAGAUAAGCUGCGUAAAUGGAGAGAGGAUAACUGCAGAAAUAGUGAACAAAUUGUGGAUGUCGGCGAAGAGCUCAUCUGUGAUCAUGCAUCUAAACUGGGAGAUGACAUAUGGAUUAUUUAUGAGCAGGUGAUGAUCGCAGCGCUGGACUGCAGUCGGGAUGACUUGGCUCUGACCUGUCUACAGGAACUGAAGAAGCAGUUUCCAGAAAGCCACAGAGUGAAGCGAUUAACGGGCAUGAGGCUGGAAGCUUUGGAAAGGUACGACGAGGCCAACAAGCACUAUGAUGCCAUUCUCCAGGAUGACCCCACCAAUACGGCGGCAAGGAAGCGCAAGAUCUCCAUCCUAAAGGCCCAGGGGAAGACCGCUGAAGCCAUCCGGGAGCUCAAUGAGUAUCUUGAACAGUUUGUUGGGGAUCAAGAAGCGUGGCACGAGCUAUCGGAGCUUUACAUCAACGAACAUGACUAUGGAAAAGCUGCGUUUUGUCUGGAGGAGCUGAUGAUGACCAAUCCUCACAAUCACUUGUACUGUGAGCAGUACGCUGAGGUGAAAUACACCCAGGGGGGGCUGGAAAACCUGGAUCUGUCCAGGAAGUAUUUUGCCCAGGCGCUGAGGCUGAACAACCGGAACAUGAGGGCAUUGUUUGGUUUGUACAUGUCUGCAAGUCACAUUGCUGCUAGUCCAAAAGUCAGUGCCAAAGUGAAGAAGGACAACAUGAAGUAUGCUGCUUGGGCUGCCACACAGAUAAAUAGAGCCUACAAGAUGGCUGGUCGUGGGUCCAAGGAGAAUAAGUGCUCGAUGAAGGCAGUGGAGGAGAUGCUGGAGUCGAUGCAGAUCACCAUGUCCUAGAUGUCCUCCAUGCCUUUCUUCCUCUGAGUGCUCAAACACAGCAACAUUUGGAGCAACACGGCAGCUCAAACAGCAAUGUGACCAGAACGAGAUCUUUAGAAUAGUUCUUUUCUUAACCCCUUCACGUCCGGUCCUGUAAAUGAUUGAACUUGACAUGGACAUUUGGGAUACAUUUCUUUCUCUUAUGUGCAAAGAUUUCCCCACCCAUCUGGAACCUCCAACAGUGAAUUCCAUGUGCUCCAGCUUUUCUUUUUUAAACAACUUCUUCAUAGCAUUAACCCAGCUGUGAUUUUCCCAAGCCUGGAUUAUACGUUUUCCAAAUCUCAGGCUGUCUUUCAGGUUAACCUUGAACUGAUAUCGCUAGUUAGCAUGUCCCCAUCAAGGCUAUAACACUGCAACCAGGAAAGAUAACAAGCUGUACAGUAGAUGCUAUUUAUAAAGACAGUGUGGAGGUCCCACCUGUCUGCACUGAAGUCCUUUAAUGUUUCUGUCUGUAAAUUAAACAUCUUUAACUAAU